Molecule: messenger RNA, 3645 nt
Organism: Dendroctonus ponderosae (mountain pine beetle)
Lineage: Eukaryota; Metazoa; Arthropoda; Insecta; Coleoptera; Curculionidae
Product: zinc finger protein 675
Exons: 5
Coding region: 566-1816 (416 amino acids)
Biological process (GO): regulation of transcription by RNA polymerase II
Cellular component (GO): nucleus
Molecular function (GO): DNA-binding transcription factor activity, RNA polymerase II-specific; zinc ion binding; RNA polymerase II cis-regulatory region sequence-specific DNA binding
Source: RefSeq, a predicted model, not a curated record
UAAAAUGCUGCAGGUUGUCGUCUAGCGGUAUUGAUUAGGGAAAAUAGACGAUAAUGGGGAUCUUGCGUCACAGACACAACCCCCAGUUUGUUGGUCGGCCAGGCUGGUCAUAUUGAUUUUAAAAGGAAAUCCCUGAAUCCCUCCGAAAUGACGAGUUGUCUGCGUCCGCGCUCAGAAACUCACAAUGGCGCGAAUACUUUCCACGUGUUUUUUGACGUGUGUCAAUCGUAAAUUUAUUACACAAAUCUUCAAAACACUGCCGGUCAAAAAUAGAGCGAAAAUCUGCUGCUCAAAGCUCCAAUUCAAGGUAACAAUUCCGGCUUUUCCUCCCGAUUGCCCGGACAUUUUGUGCCCGAAAACGACGUAGCGGUGGAAUCAAUUACGUUUUUUAAAGGCAUAGAGAAUUUUCAUGAAUUGUACCUAUUGAGUGUGUGCGCAAUGAUCUCUAUUAAAGGACGGUAUAGUUCUUUUUUAUGUUCUGUAUAUCUAAUUAGAGUCCCAAUGUAACUGCAACUCUCUCUAGUCGAUCGAAACAGAUUCGAAUUCAAUGUAGUGAUAAAUAAAAAUGGAUAUUGAAAAAUGGUGCAGGAUUUGCUCAAUCGAAGUUAACUGCGGGGUUUUUCUCUUUGGCGAUGAAGCAAAACGGACAUUUUUACACGCGAAAAUUAGGAAAUAUCUCUGUGUCUCAAUUAGUUUAGAUGACAAAUUGCCAAAAAUGAUCUGUGAAGACUGUGUUUCGAAAAUUGAUGGAUUUCAUUCUUUUGUCACCAUGGCAUUGAAAAAUCAGGAAAAAAUGACGCGCUGUGUUUUAUCUACUCCGGUUAGUCCUGAACCUACAAAAACCGAAAACGUCUCCCUACUCCACACGUAUUUAACAACAAGCCCGGAUGAAACCGACGAUCAAAGCAAUGAAAAUGAAGAAAUGGAAAUGGAAAUGCGAGUAGAUCCAAUGUCGAUUUUGCAAUGCUGCCUAGAAGAAAGUGAGCCUGAAAGUGAAACUGAACAAACUCUUCGAAACGAAGAACCAGAGCAAGAAGAGGAAUCUGAUCUGGAUGAAUCCCAGUCGGGUUCCCAAGAGAACGGAUCGUCCGAAAGUGAGAACUCCGAAAACACUUGUAUUAUCUACUUGUGCUCGAUCUGUAAACGGAGUUUUGCGACUAAUUUCGCCCUGCAGGAUCAUAUGUACAUACAUUCGGCAACGUACACCAAACGAGUUUUAAGCCUGAGUUUCAACAAAAUCCAAGAAAAUUUGGCUACAGUUUUUGUGAGUAGCGCAAUAGAAGAAAAGAGAGAAGACUGCCAGGAAUUGGAAGGACCAGCACAUACUAUUAAUAAAGACAUGCAGCUAAUUGAAACUUUAUAUAAAUGUCCGAUUUGUGCCAAAGAAAUCACGACCAAAGGAGCACUGAAAGUUCACUUGGAAACCCACAGACCCAAAGGUCAAUAUGGCUGCGAUAUAUGUGGACGCGUGUUCAAAACCCAGUGCAAUUUAUUUCGACACAAAGACUACCAUCAAGGUGUUCAGUUUCCCUGCGAAGUAUGCGGCAGAGUUUAUCCAACUAACAGUACUUUGAGGGCUCAUUCCAUUACUCACAGCGACUUACGGCCGCAUAAGUGCCCAUUGUGUGAUAAAACUUUCAAGAGAAACCAAGACCUGAAGUUCCACAUUAAUCAACAUACAGGAGCAAGGCCAUACCAAUGCCCCUACUGCCCAAAGGCUUUUGCCAGCUCAGGAAAUUGCUUUUCGCAUCGAAAGCGCAUGCAUCCUGUUGAAGUUGAACGAGAUAGAGAACGCGCAGCAAAAAUUAUGAGAUAAGUUGAACUAUACGCAUUUUCAAAGGCAAAGUAGGAUUAUUUUCGUACUGGGUGACGUGAAAGUUAACCUACUGAUUAAUAAGUAAAUACAUGUGAUUUUAAAUAACCUUUCAACCUAGUAGUGGAUAUUAUCCAUAACAUUUCAAGUCUGGUUGUUGAUUGCAUUCCCAAUUGAGGAGUAGUGUGUGUAUCUACGUAUAAAAUUACGCUCCUCUCAUCAUUUGAUUUUUUUAUGUCUGGGGUUUUCCUUCAUUGUUUCCCAUGCAGGCCAGUUGUUGCAAAAUUACCUUUUAUAUGUUCAUCAGUUGCUCACACAUAUUAAUGUUAUCUAUCAGCGAUUUAAUUAAACAUGAAAGUUGCUGAUGAUAACCUUCUCUGUUUUGGUUUUAUGGCGACGCGUUCUAAAAUAUUCCACUUUCAUUUGAAAAAACUUGUUAUCGAUUUGGUUAACCUCACAUAUUUAAGUCGAAUUAUUAGUAAAAAGUAGGCAUGGGUAACUCAGUUAAUUUUCUGCUGUUGCUGCUUUUCGCAAAAAAAUUUCUAGAAACAUAAUUUACUCUACAAGUUCAGAGUUGUCACUUCAGUCGCAAUUAAAAAAAAAACAAAACUAAAACUCUUGACUUUUUGUAACAAAAACAGAAAACUGUAACCCAUAUUUGCAUAUCUGAAACGGUACUUUCGAGACAAGCGAGAAGAAAAUGUGUUUAGAACUGCACGAAAUCUGUCCAAGUCCAAACUUAUGUGAAAUUAGCAAAGCACAGAGAGAGAAAUACAAAAAAUCCAUAAAACUUCAGUUGAUUGUCGGAAAGCUAAACUCAGUUCAAGCUAAAAGAUGUACAGAUUAGACAUCAUUCUUACCAGCUUUCUGCAUGCUGGCGCCGUAUCCCCCAUUUUCUACCCAUUAAUCCUCAAGAAGUUCUACACUUUCACAUACUACCGCACUUGCCAUAAGGGCCACAAUGAUCCUAUAUUUUCCAUCUAAGUAUGCGAUGAUCGAUCCAAAAUGUCGUCCACUGUCGGACCUUCAUACACUUUUGAAAAAAAACAGGCACCGAAGUACAGAAUAAACAUGAUUAUUUAAUCACUUCCGCAUUCGCUCUUUCGAUGAUUUAUUGUUCUGCUCUUGCUUGACAGUCGAUUUCAGUUUGUUUAUUCUUGACAUUUUUGUAAAAAGUGCCUGUUCGUACGGCAAUAUUUCCAAGGCAACUUUCACGUUCCAACUUAACGCAAGUUAAUAACAACUAAACGAAAAACGCUCCAAAGGUUCUAACGAAUUUGACUCAACUGCAGUGAUUAAUGCACAACGCCAAAACUAAAAUUAAUAACCGAAUUAAUUUUGUCUCUAAAAAUAUUGACUAAACAAAAAAACCGCUGAAACUAUUCAACGAAGAAACCAACAAAAUUUCAACUAAUUAAAAAUGUCCUUUAAAGUUCUGAUUUCAAUAAUUAUUCCGCCAUCGGCGCAAUUUGAGGUGCGGUGUAGUCAGGCGCGAUGAGUUAUAACUCGCCAACUCACAGAGCGGCAUCAACGCAAAAGCGCAACUCAACACAGUGUUACCCAGGCCUAGGAAAAAGUCCUGGUUACUUUUUUUAUAGGUAGUACGUAGUUGAUUUGAAUUUUUUUGUUGACGUGCAUGAAUUCCUACCUAUAUGUUCAAACCGCCUAUUAUCGGAUGUACAAUGUGGAACAGUGAGUUAACGAGAACUGAUUCUUGUUCAAGCAACAGUGUAAUAAGUAACUUAAAUCCUUGUAUUUCGACUGAUAAAUACGAUCAGUAUUAAAUAGUUCUAAGUAGGUCAUUAUGUAAAUAAAGAUAAUUGUUUAUUUAA